UAAGCAGACAGGAACAGGAAGUGAUGGACUGUUAUGAAGUGUGAGCUUUGGAAGGUGCUUCUUAAAACUUCCCUAUUUCACAAACAUGUUUAUUGUUCAGGUGGGUGCGUUAUUGAUAGCGUUGAUAUAUUACGCCAAUGCUCAAACGUCUGUUGUCGCUGUAAACACCACCAUCCCGGGUUCAGAGCUGAGCGCAAGCGGCUUGAGGCAACUCGCCGCGGCAGUGGUGCCUCAGUCGCCCGUGUUUCACCCCAGUCUCCGUUCACAGUUCUCUCUCAACCUGUUGUCGGCGUUUCCAGAAGAUCUGGAGGUCAGCGAUUACUGCGUCGCGCUGCUGGCUAUCUUUGGGCAGCGAUAUUCAACGUAUGUGAAUUGUUUGGUGUCCGCCGCGCGCCCUGUCAAAGUGUGCCAAAACUGUUAUGGCACCUACGGCAACCUUAUGGAAAUCUACAAAAACAUAUCAGACCAGAUGGGCCCGGGGAAUGUGAGCUGCAGAGACAGCCUACUGCGUUCUGAUAGGCUGAUGUUGGUGUUCCUGCUCUACAGUAACAUGGAGGACAUCUGGACCGCUUCAGAAUGUAACCGUUGUGUAAGCCUGAGAGACCACAGCCUGACCAAUGACACCCUUUACUUCAUGGAAACUCUGAACCAGUCCCUCAGCUGCUUCGAGAAGUACCAGAAGCAGGGUAACCACUCAGAGCUUUGUACGGAAUGUAAGGCCACAUACAGAGGACUGAAUGAGCUGUACAGCCGCAUGGAGAAGAAUCACACCCUCUGCAUCGACAUCGAGGACUCUGAUCUUGUCUUGUUUCAGAUGAAUAUGACCCGCAUACUGUGGAGCAAGGAUUUCAAUUGUUCUUUCCCCCGGGCGGAGACUGUUCCUGUCAUCGCCGUGUCCAGCUUCAUGCUCUUUCUGCCCAUCAUCUUCUACUUGAGCAGCUUCCUUCACUCGGAACAAAAGAAACGCAAGCUCAUACACCCCAAACGAGCCAAGUCCAACCCCAGCUUCAUUAACAUCCAGGACAAGUUCAGCUGAGGAGAGAGAUCAGAUAAUGACUUUAUUAUCCCUGUGGGGAAAUUUUGGUUGUCGCUCUCUGCAUACAUAAACAUAUAAUCAACAAUAGACAAAGUACAUACAGUAUACAGACAAUAAAUACAGGUAGAAAAGUACAGUUCAUGAGUGAUCAAUGAUCAUCCAUACACUAUAGACAACAGAACACACUGUCAACUACAAUGUUAGAUAUAGGCCACACAGGAGGUUGGUGGCACCUUAAAUGGGGAGGAUGGGCUUGUGGUAAUGGCUGGAGCGGAAUAGGUUGAAUGGUAUCAAAUACAUGGUUUCCAUGUGUUCGAUGCCAUUCCAUUGACUCCGUUCCAGCCACUAUUAUGAGCCGUCCUCCCCUCAGCAGCCUCCUCUGAUAGGCCAGCCCGAUGCUCCUACUUGUGGUUUAAACAUUCAGGAGCCUUACUACCGCUUGGACAAAGGAUAAUUUGGCUCUAUUCCUUUGGUUUCCUGUAACGUCUCCUCGAGCAGAGAAGCUAAAAUUCCUGAUAAAGAGGAUGUCUAGAGUCCAUCAGUACCUUGUGGGGUUUUGAGGGCUCUUAUAUCAUAAAUUACCUCUAGACCUGUCUGAUUGAACUCUAGCACCUUACUAGCAAAGCUUACAAUUUCUCUGCGAGACAAAUUUUAAAAAAGUUAUAAAUUGAACCUUUAUUUAACUAGGCAAGUCAGUUAAGAACAAAUUCUUAUUUACAAUGACUGCCUACCCCGGCCGAAACCGGACGACGUUGGGCCAAUUGUG
Salvelinus namaycush (lake trout) is the source of this 1802-nucleotide messenger RNA. Its product is annotated as osteopetrosis-associated transmembrane protein 1-like. NCBI's taxonomy places the organism in Eukaryota, Metazoa, Chordata, Actinopteri, Salmoniformes, Salmonidae. The coding region runs from base 86 to 1036 and encodes 316 amino acids. The transcript has 6 exons. The record is from RefSeq and is a predicted model, not a curated record. Gene Ontology annotation, cellular component: cytosol.